GGGUAGCCGGACCCUGCGGCGCCGCCGGGCCAGCCUCCCCACGUGGGAGCGGCCGGGCGCUGCCCAGCCAGCCCGCAGUCCAUUGGUUGGGCGCGAGCCACGCCCGCAGCGCUUGAAAAGCGAGCCCAGAGCCGCGCCGGGGGCUUGGCCCAACGGGGGGGUUCGGGUUGGCCGGAGGCCCGAGGCUCAGCCCCCCCGCCCCCCGACGCGGGCGAGGAAGCGGAGCGCCUCCUUACCCUCUGCCCCGGCGGCCGAGGAGGCUUCGGACAAGUCCAGCCGGCGAGUCCCGCCUGCUCCCCUCCCGGCCGCCCCGGACUCCCGCUCCUCUGGCUCCGGCCUUUCCCAACGCCUCCCUCGCGUGUCCCCAGAAGCCAGGAGGGCGCGGCCGGGCGCGGCGGGGAGCUCCUCGGAGGGUCUUUCCUGGCCCCGUAACGGGCCCCCCGGUAUCCAAGAACCCUCGCCUCGCUGUCGCGCCCCAGAGGCCCGGGCCACAGAGGGGCAGCGCACGGGCUGAGCGCCAGACUCCCCUCCGCGGGCCCGGAGGGGGAGGGGAAGAGGGGACGGAGAGGGAUGGAAGGGCCGCAUCCCCGGGCGGAGCGGAGAGCCUGACGCAGGCGGAGGAAGGCCGUUGCGUAGGACGAGAGCUCCUCCCUCCUUAACCUCCUCUCGGAGCGAAGCAGCGACACCCUCUUUGCAGGGUAGGGAGGGCGGCCGAGGCGGCCGAGGACGCCCUCCCGCUCUGCAGCAUCCCUAGCGGAGGCCGGUCCCCCGCGCCCGCCCGGAGGCUGAGGCAGCCCGGGGAAGAGGCGGCCGCGGGGGUGCUGGCGGGGGCUGCGGCCGCCCGGAAGGACUCGGAGAGCGGCCGCCGCUUCCUCCGGCCGCCCGGCUCGCCUGCCCUCGCCGCCUGCCUCCGCCGCUUCCCCUUCGGCGAGCUCCGAGCUUUCCCUGCGGGAGGCGCGCGGGGCCCCGGGGCCCGAAUCCGCGAGUUCCCCGAAAGGAUGAAUGGGGGGCGCGACGAUCCCAAGAAGGGGGUGGGAUUGUGGCCUUUCUUCUCACCUAGGAAGUGAGCUCAUUCCUCCUCCGCUCCGUUCCCCCAUCCCUGCUUCACUGGCUGCAGCCAGGUGCGCCCCUCGGUCCCCCCUGCCCCGGGGCUCCCGAGGAGAGGCAGGGGAAGGGGAGGGGGGAGUGAGGGUGGCCUCCGGAGGCCAGAGAAGGGCAGCGUGGGAGGCUCCGACCUGGCCGGGAUCUCUCCCGCUUUGCUCCUGAUGGGAGGGGGACUGCGGAGCCCCACUCCCAGGGAUCUCUCCUGCUUUACUCCUGAUGAGAGGGCGCCUGGGGAGCCCCACCCCUCGGGGAAUCUCUCCCGCUUUGCUCCUGAUGGGAGCGCGCCUGGGAAGCCCCACCCCUCCGGGAUCUCUCCCGCUUUUCCUGCGGCUACUGGCAUCUGGCCUGCGGCUCUGCCUAGGGCUUUGCCCUCUUCCCAGCCGCAGCUGCAACUUGCUUCUGUCCAACUUGAAGAUCUGGCCUAUGGGGAGGGGCCAUUGCCCACGCUCCCCUUUCCCCUAUCCACCUGCCUCCGCUCCCCUCCCCUCCUGGGCUUCCGGACCCCGGGGUAGCCAGGCUGCCCUCCCCUCCCCGCUCUCCUGAAAGGCUCUCUCGGGUUCCUGCCUCGGCCGGGCCCUCCUUGCCUCCUAAAAGCCGAGUCCCAGCGGAGGAGUGGAAGCCUCUUGAGGGCAGGAGCUCCUUGGGGAGGUCUAGAAAGUAGCUAGAAAAGGUUUCCAAUUCAGAGCCGGGUCAGGGGCCACUCCUCUGUCCAGCAGCUUCUCCUUCUGCAAGUGGGAGGGAGGGGUCAGGGCGUCCUCCCCACACCAGCCUCCCGGGCUGACUUAGGCUCCUGAGAUCAGAACUCCUGAAGGGGGAGGAACCCAGGGACCUGCCCCACCAUUCGGCCCUCCUCAGCCUCCCCACCAGCUCAUCUUGGCUUCCCUUCCUCCACUCCAUCUUCCUCUUGUCUCCAGAGCCCAGACUCCUCCCCCCAGAACAUGGACCCUGUCCUGGCCUAGAGCCUGAGCAGAGCUGGUGCCCUCCUCUGCCAGCCUUUCCUGCUUCUGCCCCAGCUGCCCUGGGAGCAAGAUGCGCUAGGGAAAAUGACGAAGGAAGUCAGCCUUGUGUCCAUCUACAGACCCUUCUUGAGCCGCUCACUGAGGAGAGGGGGCAGGGAUGGGGAAGGGGCCUUGCUCUGCAGGAGUUACCCCAACCCCUGCCUUCAGAAUCUCCUUAGCUUCGGGCCACUUCCUGCCCACAGUCGGCAGCUAAUGUUUGUUGGGCAGUAAGGGCCAGCCCAGAUCCCGGGCUUUGGGGAACAGAACAAAAAAGAACCCUAAGAGCAGCGGUUCUAGAGCACAUCAAGCUUGCAAAGGACUUUACCAGCCGUGAUGGCUUUUGGCCCCCGGAGUGUGUGCUGCUGCUACUCUCCCUAUUUUCACAUGAGCAACUCCAGGCAACCUCUGGGUGAUCAGCCCAGGGCCACCCAGCGCAGACCGACGUGAACUCGGGGCUUCUUGGCGGCUCCAGCAUCGCCUGUGCUCUAAUGUCCCAACAUGGAUCCCAAUGGGGACACACGGGGUGUGGAAGCAGCUGGCCGGCUUCCAGGGGGGCUUUCCAGGGCAAGCCUUCCCAGAAGGGGAGGUUCCCCAAAGCGCAGGACAAGCACCUUUCAGACACAGGAAGCCCAGGCAAGAGGCAGGCAGACAAGCAUGGGACACACUUGACUGAAGCCUGAGUCGGAAACCCAUCUGGGGAUUGGCUUUUAUUUCCGGAUGAUACACAGAUAAAUGGCGGACAGAUGGAAAAAGAAAGGAAGCGAGAUUGGCAGAUGACAGAGCUGGCUGGACAGAUGUGCAGAAGCAGAGAAACUCAAUGCCAGAUGCCAGCAAUGUAGAGAAUACAAGAGGCAAAGCGCACAGCUCGCAUUUUUAGAGCAGACAUUUUAUUUUCCUCAAUGACACGUAGAAACUGUUUUUAGUCUUUGGUUUUUAAAGUUUUGACCCCAAAUUCUCCUCCGACCGGUCCCUCCUCCCUAGGACGGUGAGCACCGUGACCCGGGUUCUACACGUGCCGUCAUACACACGGACGUCCUCCUUACCCAGGUUGUGAAAGAAAACAGGCCCAAAGGAAAGGAGGCGCCGCCUGCUCCAGUCCGCUCAGCCCCACGGCCUCUGCAGGGGCCCGGAAUCCCUCUUCCCUGGAACUGUCUCGGAUCCUUGUUGUGCCGGGAGGGACCGAGUCAGGGCUGCUCCCGACCCAGCUGCUGUAACCGGUCUCCCUGUCACUGGUCUCCUGGUUGCAGCCCCUUCACUUUGGACGCUCUCCGGGUCCCAGAGACAAUGGGGAGCACCCUAGGGAGUCGGGCUACUUUGGAUCUGUGGCGGCGUCUCCUGGCGGAGCCCAGAAAUCCCCAGCUCAGACGGCUUUCUCCUUUUCAUUCCACAACACACAAGACCGAUUUUUCCAAAGUGAAGGAAUCGACCUCCUUUGUGGCGAACAUUUUCAAGGGGAAAAUGGUCGUGGACAACGUGUUCCCCUUCCCGUCAGUUCUCAGUGAGGAACAGACCUCGUUCCUGAAGGAGCUGUAUGAGCCCUGCUGCCGCUUCUUUGAGGAAGUUAAUGAUGCGACGUGGAAUGACGACAAUGAAAAAAUCCAGUCAAAAACGUUCCAAGGGCUCAAGGAGCUGAAAACCUUUGGGUUACAGGUGCCAGAAAAGCUAGGAGGCAGCGGCCUGACCAACACCCAGUUUGCUCGCAUGGUGGAGAUUCUGGGCUGGCAUGACCUAGCCGUGGGCGUCACCCUUGGGGCCCAUCAGUCCAGUGGCUUUAAGGGGAUCCUGCUGUUUGGAGACAAGCAUCAGAAAGAGAAAUACCUGCCCAACCUGGCCUCCGGAAAAUCUCUGGCCGCCUUCUGCUUGACGGAGCCAAGCUGCGGCUCCGACGUGGCCUCCAUCCAGACCAUGGCCGAGGUCAGCCAGUGUGGCAAGUUCUAUAUUCUGAAUGGCCGAAAAGCGUGGAUCAGCAACGGCGGGAUAGCAGAUGUCUUUACGGUAUUCGCCAAGACAAAAGUCAAGGAUGUGACCACAGGAGAAGUGCAUGGGAAAAUUUCAGCCUUCAUUGUAGAAAAAGAAUUUGAGGGUGUGACCAGCCUGCAGGGGCCUGGGUCCAACACGAACAGUGGGAAGGGCCUGGAAAACUCGGGAAUUACUGCAGGGGUGCGGACGGCGAGGCGGGAUCAUUUGGUCAUGGAGAAGUCAACCCUGGGCUUGGAAUCGUGGGCUCUGUUCGCGCUUGCUCGGACAGAAUCCUGUCUCCGCUCUGUGCCACCUGUUCCCAAAGACUGGAGAGGAUCAUUCCGGGGACUAGGGGCGAGUGAGGACGGAGGAGCAGCAGGUUCUGGGCUUGACGGGUCUGCAGCAGGUGUGGGGAGGGAGCAGUGUCAGCUUGGGGGCCAUGUGGGCUUGCUUCUCCUCAGCGGCCCGCCAGAGAAAAAGAUGGGCAUCAAAGCCUCCAACACCGCCGCCGUCCUCUUCAAAAACGUGAGAGUGCCUGCUGAAAACGUGCUGGGCGGCUUCGGCAAUGGCUUCAAGGUGGCCAUGAACAUUCUGAACAACGGCCGCUUCGGGACGGUCUCGGCCCUGGCCGGCACCAUGCGCAGGGUGAUCAUCAAAGCGGCGGACUACGCCGCAAACCGGAAACAGUUCGGGAACCACAUCUGCAACUACGGCAUCAUCCAGGAGAAGCUGGCCCGCAUGGCCAUGCGCCACUACGUCACCGAGUCGAUGGCCUACAUGAUCAGCGGGAACAUGGACAUGGACGUCUCCGAGUUCCAUCUGGAAGCGGCCAUCAGCAAGAUUUUUGCUUCUGAGGCAGCCUGGGAAGUGACUGAUGAGUGCAUUCAGAUCCUCGGAGGAAUCGGCUACAUGAAGAAAGCCGGACUGGAGCGGAUCAUGAGGGAUCUGCGGAUCUUCCGCAUUCUUGAGGGUACCAAUGACAUCCUCCGGAUCUUUGUAGCUUUGGCAGGUCUGCAGCACGCGGGGUCCCAACUGCAGGAGCUUCAGCACACCUUGGAAGACCCGUUGAACAACACUGCCAUCCUUUUCACUGAACUUGGCCUCAGAGCAAAGCGCAUCAUAGGGAUACCAACGGGCAUUUCUCUGGACGGCGUGGUCAGUGGGCACCUGGUAGACACCGCGAGCCUGGUGACAAAGUGUGUGGACCUGCUCUCCGAGGUUGUGGAGCAUCUGCUUUUAAAAUUUGGCACCGAAAUCAUCCACCAGCAGUUUCACCUGCAGAGAAUAGCGGACACCGCCAUCGACAUCUACUCCAUGGGGGUCGUGCUUUCCAGGGCAACCCAUUCACUGAACCACAACCUCCCUUCUGCCAUGCAUGAGAAGCUGCUGUGUGAGACCUGGUGCUAUACGGCCUUCGAACGUGUUCGAUGGAAUCUGAAGGCAGUGAAAGCCUCAAGUUGGAACAACUACUACAAGAACAUGAGGUCUAUCUCUAAUGAAGUGGUGAAAAAUGGAGGAGUCGUAUAUUCUCGCCCUAUGGGCUUCUGAAAAAAGGGUUCAUCUCCUGGAAAGCAUCAGGAGAGCCUGGCCCGACCCAAAGAGUGGUUUAUUUAUAGAGAAACUAGAAAAAUAAUAAAAUUAUAGUUUCUUACUUA
Sarcophilus harrisii (Tasmanian devil) is the source of this 5716-nucleotide messenger RNA. Its product is annotated as very long-chain specific acyl-CoA dehydrogenase, mitochondrial. The coding region runs from base 3387 to 5609 and encodes 740 amino acids. Gene Ontology annotation, molecular function: flavin adenine dinucleotide binding; very-long-chain fatty acyl-CoA dehydrogenase activity; fatty-acyl-CoA binding. The record is from RefSeq and is a predicted model, not a curated record. Lineage: Eukaryota; Metazoa; Chordata; Mammalia; Dasyuromorphia; Dasyuridae. The transcript is spliced from 21 exons.